ACUCACUUUCGUCCUUAGCAGCUUGCUUCGGUACGUGGUGAGAGACGUUUAUCAUUGCUUACGUUUUUCAAUAGUCUCUCGGACACACAGUUGUGGAAAACUCCAGUACUAGCUGAGCGGCAGCGGAGGGUCGUACUGACUCGCACAGUAGUUUACCAACCGGCUGAUAUGCCCAUGGCGGCGGCUUCAAAACCCUGCAGAGGUUCCACUUGUCGGAGUGUGCUGCUGACGGCUGUCGUUGUAUUGCUGCUCUCGCCGAGUCAUCCGGUGUCCUCUCUAGACUGGUGUAUCCCCUGGUACUUCUGGCGCGAGAUUGAAGUCGGUGCUGGUUGGCCUCAGCAUCGUUACUAUGGCAGCGGUCUCAACGGGAUUGAUCUCUGCUUAAACUGCAACACUAGCGGCGGUUUCGAGCGCUAUCCGUUCAAGGAGUAUGCCGACACGCUGGGAGAGUUCAUGAUGGACGCUCGUCUCAACUGGCAGAACUCGCCACGCUUCUACUGGCUGCGCGAACACUCGGAAAUCAUAUUGUAUGAAAUCACUAUCUCACCCAUCGGCGCCCCACACAUCACUGAAAGGAUAUCCAAGUAUCUGGAGAAGAACAAUCGUCCACUGAAAGAGGCCUACAUGGGUCGAGUUCUUGAUCACAGCUUUCAGAUUUCCUGUAGCAAUGUGUCCAGUCAACCUGAGCUCUGGUCCGUCUACUAUAACAUGACCAUAACGUACCCAAUCCGCAAAACCCUCAUAGUGCGUGUACUGCAGACAGUGGUGUGCAAUACAAUGGGCCCACCAUCAAGUGUGGUCACAACGCAAGAGGUUACUGCCAUUCCGGCAACCAGCACUGUCCGCCAGGCACCUGCCACCGGCACCACGGCUCAAAAGAAAGACGAUGUGUUUAUUGUCCUCUUGAUAGCCAUAGCCGGCAUUGCUGUAUCCGUGGCGGCCAUCCUUGUCUUUGUCAUUUACUAUAGAAAGAACAGAAAGAUGAGGAAGAAGCAGAUUCAGCGCAAGAAUGAAAAUGGUCGUCGUCGCCAACAAGCUCAUCCGUUUGCAGACUGUUUGAUCGGCGCUGGGGAGGUUGUAUCCGAGAAUGAGAUUGGAAAAGGUGCAUUUGGUGUUGUCUACCUUGGAACAUACCAGGGAGAGAGUGUGGCUAUCAAAACAAUGAGAGUGAACGGAUCUAUCACCGAACAGCAGGUCUACAACUUUCUCCAGGAGGCCGUCACCAUGAAGCAGUUCAACCACGCCAACCUGCUCAACUUGAUCGGUGUCUGUCUGCCGGAGAACGCCUCUCCGCAGAUCAUUGUGCCGUACAUGGACCGGGGUGAUCUGCAUACGUUCCUGCGCAACCACAACGCAUCCGUGCCCAAGCCGUUCCGUACGUCCGAGUCCGACCAGGAUACGGAGGAGCUGAGUAGCAAUGAGCUAUAUGCUGUCAUGCUGCAAGUGGCCUUGGCCAUGGACUAUCUCAGUUCAAAGAAUUUCGUUCACAGGGAUCUGGCAGCUCGCAAUUGCAUGCUGGACCGUGACCUGAUAGUGAAGGUUGGUGACUUUGGUCUGGGGCGUCACAUGUACGAUGAAGAGUACUAUCGUGCUAACAGCGAGUUCAUGCUGCCCGUCAAGUGGAUGGCUCCGGAGAGCCUGCGCUACUACAAGUUCACCUCCAAAUCAGAUGUGUGGUCGUUUGGAGUGCUGAUGUGGGAGGUUGAAUCCCUCGGCCGCAUUCCCUACCCGGGUAUCAGCAAUGCCGAGAUUGCCGACUUCGUCUCCGAUGGCAACCGAUUGUCCCAGCCCGAUAGAUGCCCAGAUCAACUAUACCACCUGAUGAAGAUCUGUUGGCAAGACAACCCAAUCCAUCGACCGACAUUCUCAAGAAUCUUGGAGUUCAUGGAGGACUACGACCGUCAGAGCUUCUACAGCAUGACAACGAGCCCGCUGUACUCGUCCACUGCCGGUACUGCAACCAAUGCAAACAACACGUUUACUUUCAUGACCGGUACCGACGAUGACGGCUCGACAGUCACCCAUACGACAAUCGUCCCCGCCGGCAAGCCCCGCUCUGCGUCGUGCUCCUCGCCUGCAGCAACCUCCAUUUCGUUUCCACAGCAACCGACACCGAGUGUUAGGUAUCUCCCGGCGAUCACAAGCGUAUCAUUCAGAAAAAACAACCCAUCCGCCGUCAUGGACGUUCCGUAUUCCGACAUGCGCUCCGUCUUUCCGCAGGAGUUCGCGCCGAUUCCUGCCGAUGUUGAGCUGGUGAUGCCUGCAAACCCGGCACCGUUAUCUUAUUCCCCAUCCCCGCCGCCGCCGCCACCACCACCAGAAGCAAAGCAUGUAGAACUCACCAUCGAGGAACAGAAGCAACUGAACAAGGAUGCGCUAGCAAAAAGCCCCAUUAGUACUCUCUUAGGUAGCGAUUCGCUGCGCCAACGCUCACUCAGCGAUGGAGCUGCGUCCCUGCCACGUCCCUCCGAUCUGUAUAUCACUGCACCGUUACACAAUGCUCUGCCAAAGUCACCUGCCAGUGACGUCACCUCACCCGCGCUGACGAUCGGAUCUCCUGCUUCUCCGUUAUCCACGCAAGAAAGCCCCGGUGUAGCAGUUUCGCCACGGAACGGAAACGAACCUCAGCUCUCCAUCCCUGCACUGCCAUGUAUUCCGUCCACUGCGUCGGAAUUCACACCGGAUUCCAAGACCGAGGGAUCAAUCGUCGAGUACCAGAAUUGUCUAUGCGUUCAGCACACACGCACACACAUACGCACACACGCACAGACACAUACGCACACACGCACAGACACACACACGCACAGACACACACGAAGAAAAAUUGAGAUGUAGAGAUAUGUGUAGCCACAAGGACAAAAUGCACAAAAAGGCUGAAAAAGAGUGUAAUGGUUUGAGGGAAAGAUGCAAACGGAAAAGUCCGAAGAAAAAAUUGACUGUCACCACCAGGACUCAAACCAUGUUCUAACCACUGAGCAGCAGAGACCCUUCCACAUUUUCAUCAGACUUAGAUGCAUCGCAGAACACUUUGGGAGCUUUUUUCAAUUAUCAAAUUCCGUACGUGCAUUUCCACCGUUCACACCAGUCUAGGGGAACACAGGAAAAUAUGUCCGAACAUCAUUAUUCUGGGUGCAUCACGUCUGGAUGUCAGUAUCAUUAUUAUGAAUUUAUCUCAUGUUUUUGUCACCUGAUAUCGGGAGCGGUUUUCCAGCCGUGCUGCUACCCACAGUCAACUGGGAACUUGUGGCCAGGCACAAGGGGUACAUGGAUGCAGCUAAGGGGGUCGUUCUCGGCACUUGUGCCAGUGGCUGUGAGACUUAUCCACUCACCCCCACCGUUAGGCGCUGCAUCUGCCGCUAGGGUUUAGCCGGUGUAACAGCGGCCGUCGUGAGUUCCCUUCGAGCUUCGGGAACGGACACGAUAAUUUACUUUAUUUGUUUUAUUUUAUCGUUGAUUGGUAUAACUUUCUUUCAGCUCUCAUCAUGCUCAUUGCCCGCGCUAAAUAGGGCUUCAGUGACUACUUGCAUUGUGCGUAUUUAUAUCGAGUUUUGAAAUAUUAUUUUGCUUUGCCAGUAAUCGUUCUGAAGAGAUGGUGCAGUCAGUACAUGUGCUUGG
Sycon ciliatum is the source of this 3615-nucleotide messenger RNA. Its product is annotated as tyrosine-protein kinase Mer-like. The transcript is spliced from 14 exons. Gene Ontology annotation, biological process: positive regulation of kinase activity; multicellular organism development; cell surface receptor protein tyrosine kinase signaling pathway. The coding region runs from base 169 to 2835 and encodes 888 amino acids. Lineage: Eukaryota; Metazoa; Porifera; Calcarea; Leucosolenida; Sycettidae. Gene Ontology annotation, cellular component: signaling receptor complex; plasma membrane. Gene Ontology annotation, molecular function: ATP binding; transmembrane receptor protein tyrosine kinase activity. The record is from RefSeq and is a predicted model, not a curated record.